UUAACUUGUUUUAUUAAUUAUUUCUAAAUGAGUCACAUAUUAAGUUAAUCGGUAAUUCAAAAAUGUUCACUAAGUGCAUGAAUUUAUAACCUAUAAAUAAUAAUAGUCGAUUGUUUUUUUUUUCUAUAUAUACUUAUGUGCAUAUAUAUAUAUAAACUUAUGUCACAGACUUCGCGAUUUUUGGUUUAGUUACGGUUCAUAAUAUAAUUAUAGUUAUUUUUGUUGUUAUGCAAAAAUAAACUGUAACUAGAAAAAUGCCUUUCUUCAGUGUGAAGUCAUUGACUGUGGCUCUGGGUAUUUCCCUCUGCAGUGUCACAGGAUAUUUGAUUUAUAUUUUUCUAAAGGAUGAUGAAGAUGAUUAUAACUCAGACAUUAUUUCCUCAAAGUAUAAGAUUACAGAGAUUGUGAUUCCCAAAGAUAAUGUGGGUAUGAUAAUUGGCAGGAAAGGCAAUAAAAUUAAGGAGUUUGAGCAGCUAUCAAAUACUAAGAUAAGUUUUAAGGAUCAUAGGGAAGAUAAGAAAAUGAACAUAUGUAUUAUUAAGGGGGUCGCUGAUAGCUGUUUGUUAGCAGAGCAAUUGAUUAUGCAUUACAUAGACAAUCAACAAAUUAUUGAGUGUGAGACUAUGUGGGUGCCCCAUGGAGCUGUCGGAAAAAUCAUAGGCAGGUGUGGUGAUAGAAUUACAGAAAUCACUAAAGUUACUGGGGCUCAAAUCACUGUGGAUUCAGAGAGAACAAAUAAUAUCAGAAAAGUUACCUUGAAAGGCAGUGCAAAUCAAAUUAAUCUAGCGAAGUCAUACAUAGAGGAUAUAAUUGAAAAAUACAAUGAGAGUAAAGCAUCCUUAGAAGCUUCAUUGGCAAAGCGAGAACCCAGAAUGCCAUCUAAACACUCUCAAGAUCUAAAUAAAGCUGAAAGUCCCAAAGUUGAACGAAUGUCGCCCAUACCUGGUCAAUCAGACAGUCCAUUUGAAGUAUACGUUUCAGCUAUGAUUGAUCCAUCGCGGUUCUGGGUACAGAUUGUGGGUCCCAAAGCGACUGAAUUGGACGUACUCGUCGAAAACAUGACCGAAUAUUAUAAGAUACCUAACAAUCGCGAUGGACACAUACGGGAGACCGUGUCCAAAGGCGAUUUGGUUGCGGCUACCUUCCAAUACGAUAAUAAAUGGUAUCGGGCUGAAGUGUUGAAUGUUACUGAAGAUGAGAAAGAAAAUUCAGCGUUGUUGUAUUAUGUGGACUACGGUGAUACGGAUACCGUGGCCUGUAAAGAUCUGUUCGAACUGCGUACCGACUUCCUAAGAUUGCAUUUCCAAGCUAUUGAGUGUUUCUUAGCAAAAGUAGAGCCUGUCGGAGAGGAAUGGUCAAGCGGAGCCAUCGACAAGUUUGAGGAAUGGACACACGCGGCGCAAUGGCGGAAGUUAUCGGCGAAGAUAAAUGGAUAUUGCGUGCGAGAAAAGACGAGGGCCAAGAGAGAGGGUUCCCCAGUACCCGGUGUCGACCUCUUCGAUGUCAACAAUGAUCAGGACGUGGACAUCGCCGAAGAGCUUGUGCGGAACGGACACGCUGCUUACAAGAAGGAAAGUGAGAAGCCCAGCAGGUCCACGAGUGUUAGUAACGUUAGUGUAGAAUCAAGCCCAUAAACUUGUACCUGGACGAUAACAUAGCCAUCUUCCAUACACCGAGCAUUUGAUACGUGUGUGGCCUAGUAAUAAGAUCUGAUUUUUUUGUUUGUUAUGUUUCAUGCCAAUUAGCGCCAAGAUUUUUAUUUUUUUAUACAAUUUUUCUUCAUUUCUAAAAUAUUUUAUUAUUGUUGUAUAACUUAUAUACUUAUAAAGUGCCUAUAUUGCUAAGUUUUAAAAAUAUUGUUUUCGCUUAAGACAAAUGAAUUCACUUAUUGUAAAUAAUAUUUAUUAGUGCCAUUAAAUAUGUAGUAUACAAUGGA
Nicrophorus vespilloides is the source of this 1936-nucleotide messenger RNA. Its product is annotated as tudor and KH domain-containing protein-like. The transcript is spliced from 4 exons. Gene Ontology annotation, molecular function: RNA binding. NCBI's taxonomy places the organism in Eukaryota, Metazoa, Arthropoda, Insecta, Coleoptera, Silphidae. The record is from RefSeq and is a predicted model, not a curated record. Bases 255 to 1634 code for a protein of 459 amino acids. Gene Ontology annotation, biological process: spermatogenesis.